AUGACCGGCCUCGCACAACCUCAUCACGAGUCUUCCGGUGCUUCACGACAACCAAACCCGACAAGCCAAUUCCAGAGAAAAGCCGUCAAGAUGGUCAAGAAGAGGGCGAACAACGGUCGUAACAAGAACGGCCGCGGCCACACCAAGCCCGUGCGCUGCUCCAACUGCGCUCGCUGCGUCCCCAAGGACAAGGCCAUCAAGAGAUUCACUAUCCGCAACAUGGUUGAGUCCGCUGCCAUCCGUGAUAUCUCUGACGCCUCCGUCUUCACCGACUAUGCCGUCCCCAAGAUGUACCUCAAGCUGCAGUACUGCGUCUCCUGCGCUAUCCACGGCAAGAUUGUUCGUGUCCGUUCCCGGGAAGGUCGUCGCAACCGUGCCCCCCCUCCUCGCAUCAGGUACAACAAGGACGGCAAGAAGCUGAGCCCCCCUCAGGCCGCUAAGGCUAUGUAAGGAAGGGAAACAGAAGAGAAAAAUGGAUUAGUUUAAAAGGCUUGUUUCUUUUCUUGUUUCUUUACUGAACAGACUUUCUUACUCGGUUCAAAUGGAAUGAAUGGGUUUCAGUUUUGGGGUCGAAGGCUUGCAUUACGGGUCGCCCGUGGGCAGGAGACGCAAAUAAAACAAAACAAAAUCUAAACAUUUACUGUUCACAAAAGGUAAACGAAUAUAGCCCAGUGGAGACGGGAACCCGAUGCACCAAAUGGAUCGGCCAGGGGCUUUCAAGAUUCCAUUGUAUUUCGACAUUCUGACUUGGUGACGAAAGGGAAUCCAAGCUCGCAUAACGACUGAAAGAGAAAAUGACAAGAUACUCCAAA
Molecule: messenger RNA, 812 nt
Organism: Aspergillus nomiae NRRL 13137
Lineage: Eukaryota; Fungi; Ascomycota; Eurotiomycetes; Eurotiales; Aspergillaceae
Product: 40S ribosomal eS26 domain-containing protein
Exons: 5
Coding region: 1-450 (149 amino acids)
Biological process (GO): translation
Cellular component (GO): cytosolic small ribosomal subunit; ribosome
Molecular function (GO): mRNA binding; structural constituent of ribosome
Source: RefSeq, a predicted model, not a curated record